Nymphaea colorata (pocket water lily) is the source of this 1065-nucleotide messenger RNA. RefSeq lists its product as uncharacterized. NCBI's taxonomy places the organism in Eukaryota, Viridiplantae, Streptophyta, Magnoliopsida, Nymphaeales, Nymphaeaceae. The record is from RefSeq and is a predicted model, not a curated record. Gene Ontology annotation, molecular function: ATP binding; protein serine/threonine kinase activity. Gene Ontology annotation, biological process: intracellular signal transduction; protein phosphorylation. Gene Ontology annotation, cellular component: cytoplasm; nucleus.
AUGGUUAUACUUGUCUAUGACGAUAAAGACCUGGGAGACGGUGCAUUCGGUACCGUCUACAAGGCAACCAACACCAAGACGGGCGAAAUAGUCGCCAUCAAAAAAAUGAAGCAAAAAUACACCAAUUGGAACGAGUGCAUCGAGCUAAGAGAGAUCAAAUCUCUACGGAAACUCAACCACACCAACAUCAUCAAACUUAAAGAGGUCCUCCUCGUCUCGGAUGAACUCUACAUGGUCUUUUAGUACCUCGACUACAACCUGUACGAAGUCUACUCCAAAAUGAAGGAGGAGGGAAAGAAGAACAUCAUCUACCAAAUCGCCAGUGGCUUAGCCAGCAUGCAUAAAAAUGGCUUCUUCCAUCGCGACAUGAAGCCCGAAAACCUCCUAAUUUACAACAAUAUAGUCAAGCUAUGCGAUCUCGGACUGGCACGCGAGAUACGCUCUCGUCCUCCCUUCACGGAUUACGUCUCCACACGCUGGUGUUUAUUCCUAGCAAGGUACAGAGCCCCGGAAUUACUACUCCGCUCCACGAAUUACAACUCACCAGUCGAUAUAUUCGCACUCGGCUGCAUCAUGGCCGAACUAUACACCUUCUGUCCGCUUUUUCCUGGCACGAAUGAGGUCGAUCAACUUAACAAAAUCGUUAAAAUCCUUGGAACGCCUGAUAAAGCUGAUUGGCCUGAGGGGUACAAGCUCGCACAGUCUAGGAGUACUAGUUUCAAUAAUUUAGACUACUAUUUUGCAGAUGAGAAGGGAGUGAACCUUGGCGAGCUGAUCCCUGAUGCCUCCAUGGAAGCUAUCGACCUUAUUGAAUCCAUGCUUCACUACUCAUCUCGAAAGAGACCCACCGCUGCCGAGUAUUAUCUUCGUUUAUGCAGAAUCCUCAAGCACGACUUUUUCAAGGGAGUCAACGUCAUCGUUUCCGAAGGUGUUAAUAAAGAUCUUAUUUUUGAAGAAAAGCCAGCUGGCGCCAAAUUGGACACCCAAAAGGAGGAUAAGAAAAUUGACGUGUUUAGAGCUACCAAGGAGAAGUUCAAACAGACCAGAAAGCAUGAUGCCAUGUAG